CAGGGAGAGAGAGAGAGAGAGAUCGAUGGCAAACAACGACGAUUUUGAUGAAGAUGCCGAUUUUGUCAAAGCCGUGGAUAUUAUCGUGGCCAGCAUAGAAGCCAAGAAGCGCCCCCUACCUCCUCCGUCUCUUCCAACGUUUGUACCGGCUCCUCCGGUAUCGGAGAUGACGACGACGACGAUGAUUUCAUCGACUGUAUCUCACCCUAUGCAGUUACAAUCCUCCGCGGGACAAAAGCGGAACCAAAUUCAAGUUCGUGAUCCUUUCUUCAGCUAUUCUCCGCCGAGAGAACUCUCUCAAAGAGUAGGCGGUUUCAAUGACGCGUUAAUGGAUUACUCUAACUAUACGGUUACUGCUGCUAAACCAAUCUCUCCGACUUCUUCGAAUCGUCGCUGUGAUAGUGAGAAAGAUCUCGAAAUUGAUCGCUUAAAGAAGGAGCUGGAACGUGUCUCGAAGCAAUUGCUGGAUGUGGAACAAGAAUGUUCUCAGCUUAAAAAGGGGAAAAACAAAGAAAUGGAGUCUAAAAACUUGUGUGCUGAUAAUAAAGGGCAAUGUUCUACAGUUCAUGCUUCUAAGAGAACAGACUUGGAACCAGAUGUUGCAACUUCUUCAGUAAAUCAUCGAGAAAAUGACUCUACGAUGGGGUUAGAUGAUAGAAGAAGCUUCAAGACCACUGGUGUUCAGGCGGAUCUGGCCAAUAAUGCUGAUCUUUCAAAGAAACUGCUAGAUAUUUGGCGCACCUCAAAUUAUCAAGAUCCGAGGAAAAAUCUAAUCUCAGAGUUGCUACUGGCUUGUUCACCAGAUCUCCAGAUUAUCUUUAGUUUUAUGAAAAUCAGUACGCCUCCCCAAGAAGUUGACAAACAGGAAGCCAAAACCUCGUCAGAUAUACAAUCUGAAAAAGUGUAUCGAUUAUACUCUGCAGUAACCAAGAUCAGCUAUGGGUUUGUAAAUUUGAAGUCCUUGGUUGAACCACUACUUGAUCUUUGUAAAGCGGAAACUGCCGUUCUUGUUCAUAGAUCUCUGCGUGUACUACAUGUGCUGUUGGAACAUAUAUGUGGUGUUGAAAAGAGAUUUGAAGCCAGUUGGGAUGCAAACUGGCAUUCUCUUUUUGAAUUGAUGAAUCAAAUUGCUAGUAUAAGAACCGAAGAGGAUGUGAAGCUGGAAGCAUUGUCGAUAAUGAACAUAAUCGUGAUGAGCACUGAUGCUUAUACCGCGAGAGAAACUUUUGUCUCCAAGGAAGUGUUUGAGAGCAUUUCAUUACUUUUAAGAAAAGAAGGUGGCUUACAUGUACGGAAAGAAGCUAUUCAUCUGUUUUACUUGCUACUCAACUGCCCUAAACUAUACGAUAGAUUUGAUUCUCUCCAUGAGGAAAAGAACUCUUCAGAUACUGAAAACGAUAGUGAAGUAAAUCUCUUUGCUACGGAAGCAUUUGGGAAGAUCUUUGAAGGCUUAGCAGAUUGUUUGACUUCUCCCAGAAAGACAUCAGAGGAUCUGGUACUAUGUCGGAAUGUAAUAAUGAUCUUGGCCUUAGCAGCUUCUUCAGGAAACUCUGGCUAUGAACUACUCUCAAAUCAUAAACUACCUCAAGAUACCAACUUUUUAAUGGUGAUACUUCAUCUUUUAGUUGCGGAAAUAGACUCGGAAUCAACAGAGUCUCAUCCAAAAGCGGAAAUCUUCAAAGCGAGGACAUUAUUGAUGAGAGAGAUACUGAUAUUACUAAACAGACUAGUCUCUGGCUUGUCAAGCUCUGCUACUAUUCUAAAAGAACUAACAAAGAGCAGAGACAUGGCGAGUCUAACAGUUGAUGCAGCCACAAGAUUAUCCCGUAAAAGAAACUUACUUGGACAACCUGAAAACAGUGUUCAGAGAAUGAGGAAUACAGAAAUCAUGGAUUUAGCCCGCAUUUUCAAGAGACGGGUUUUCGCCUUCUUAGGUGACAAUACUAUAUAAACACAUACAUCAUCCGGUGUUGUUGAGUUUAUUGAGUUCUCGUUUUUGAGCAUAGAGAACUGCUAAUUUUGAUUGAAGGAGCAUAGUAUUAGUAGAUGUGAAACUGUCUUCAGAUUAACACGCUAAUAUUAUUAGAUUUUUGAGUAAAUGAUACUUUUUUUU
Molecule: messenger RNA, 2113 nt
Organism: Arabidopsis arenosa
Lineage: Eukaryota; Viridiplantae; Streptophyta; Magnoliopsida; Brassicales; Brassicaceae
Source: the annotation of a GenBank genome assembly